Aureobasidium namibiae CBS 147.97 is the source of this 966-nucleotide messenger RNA. RefSeq lists its product as uncharacterized. The transcript is spliced from 2 exons. Bases 1 to 966 code for a protein of 321 amino acids. The record is from RefSeq and is a predicted model, not a curated record. Gene Ontology annotation, cellular component: membrane. Lineage: Eukaryota; Fungi; Ascomycota; Dothideomycetes; Dothideales; Saccotheciaceae.
AUGACCGAGUCAAACAGUGUCUAUCCUUACCCACCCAGCCAUGCUGCACCUAUCGUCCUAUCUAUUAUCUUGGCUGCAUCUUUAGUUCUACAUAUCUACCAAGGCUUCAAAUAUCGUCUCAGAGGACUCGCAUACUUCAUGAUAUGGGGCGGCAUAGUCUUCAUCACUGGCUGGAUCCUCCGCACUGUCUCGAGCUACGACACAUCAAACCUCAACCUCUACAUCGCACAAUACGUGUUCAUCUACGCUGGCCCGCCAAUCCUUGGAGCAGCAUUAUAUAGCGUUCUUGGCCGUCUGCUUCGAUAUCUACCUAUGCAUGCACCUCUAAAUCCCGAUCGUGUCAUGGUCCUCUUCAUCUAUCUCGGCGCUACAGUCGAAGGUCUGACGGCUGCGGGAGCAAGUCUAAUAGCCACAUCCAAGAUUGAUGCGGCACAGCGACAGUCCGGGGCCACACUGAUCAGUAUUGCGCUGGUCUUGCAAGCAGUGAUUGAGCUUGUUUUCAUCAUCAUGGUUGCAAUAGUACAUCGACGCUGCGUUAUGGCAAACACUUUGCCUAGAAACAUUCGCCGGCUUUGUAUCAUGUUGUAUGGAACAUCAACUUUAAUCUUCAUACGCUGCAUUUUCCGCGCUAUCGAGUCCUUCGCUACAAUCUCAGCAACCUCGACUUGCAAUGAUAUAUGUCGCACGGUUCUACUGCAUGAAUGGUAUCUUUACGUCUUCGAGGCAUUGCCAAUGGUGUUGUAUACCUGGUGGAUCAAUGCGAUGUACCCUGGCGCCCUGUUGCCCCGAGACCGCAAUGUGUAUCUGGGCCUCGAUGGUUUGACUGAGAGACGCGGUCCUGGUUGGAUUGAUAAGAGGUCUCGAUGGGAAACUUUUGCUGAUCCUUUUGACAUCGGUGGUUUGAUGAAGGGGCGGCAAAAUCAUGAGAAGUUUUGGCUGGAGCCUGAGAAGUGGAUGAAGGUUUAA